Molecule: messenger RNA, 6143 nt
Organism: Ahaetulla prasina
Lineage: Eukaryota; Metazoa; Chordata; Lepidosauria; Squamata; Colubridae
Gene: RPS6KA6
Product: ribosomal protein S6 kinase A6
Exons: 22
Coding region: 617-2995 (792 amino acids)
Biological process (GO): protein phosphorylation
Molecular function (GO): magnesium ion binding; ribosomal protein S6 kinase activity; ATP binding
Source: RefSeq, a predicted model, not a curated record
ACGUCACCCCCCCUCUCCGGUGUCCACGCAACCGCUGACGUCACGCCUCCCCGAGGGUGGGGGGAGAGUGUGUCUGUAUCUGUGUGUGUGUGUGUGUGUGUGGUGGGUCCUCCCCCGGCUUUAACCCUUUCUUCCCCGCCGGGCACAGAGAGAGCGAGCGAGCGAGGAUUCUCCUCCGGCCGCUGACGUCACGGGCCCCCCCUCCCCCCCUCCAGGCGCCGCCCCGCCCGCCCGUCCACUCCCCCCCCCCCAGUACAGUUUCCCACCACCCCCGAGGCCGGCGCCGCGCAGAGCCGCCCCCGCUCGCCGGGUCGCCGCCGCGACAGCAGCAGCAGCAGCGGCGGCAGCGCAGCCCCCCCGCCUCCCGAGCGAGCGAGCGAGCCAGCCGGCCGGUUGACCAGCCAAGCCCGGCCAUGCGCUUCACCGGAGCUGGUCCGGGGGCUGCUUAAGCCAAGCCGGUUCGACCUCUUGGGCUCCGCCGCGCCGUCCGUUCCGUCCCCUCCGCCCGGGGAGGGUCGAGCAUGAGCGUCCGCCCCGGCUCGGAGGAGGCAGCCGGGCACAAGGCAGGGCCCCCGCCGGCCCCGAGUGGCAGGAGCGCGCCGGCGGAGGCGGCGCCAUGGUGCCCUUUGCGCCGCCCGAGGGCGCGGAGGAGCCGCCGCCUGAGCCCUUCUGCCCUCCUCCGCCUCCGCCGCCGCCGCCGCCUCCGCCGCCUCCCCCGCCGCCGCCGCCGCCGACCGCCUCCAUCCCCGAGAUCGCCGCCGCCGCCGCCGGAGGAGGAGGAGGAGGAGGAGGCAGCAUCGGCGGCAGCAGCAGCAGCAGCAGUCCGGGCGGCGAGCUGAAUGGCAUCAAAAUGGUGGAUGAACCUAUGGAGGAAGGAGAACCAUAUUCCUGUAAUGAUGAAGGAAGUAUCAAAGAGAUUCCUAUUACCCACCAUGUGAAAGAAGGAUGUGAAAAAGCAGAUCCGGCACAAUUUGAAUUGCUUAAAGUCCUUGGUCAAGGAUCAUUUGGAAAGGUUUUCCUUGUGAGAAAAAUCAUUGGUCCUGAUGCUGGGCAUCUUUACGCCAUGAAAGUUUUAAAGAAGGCUUCCUUGAAAGUUCGAGAUAGAGUCCGCACAAAGAUGGAGAGAGAUAUAUUAGUAGAAGUAAAUCAUCCAUUUAUUGUCAAACUGCACUAUGCCUUCCAGACUGAAGGAAAGCUAUAUUUAAUAUUGGAUUUUCUCAGGGGAGGAGACGUGUUCACAAGAUUAUCCAAAGAGGUUAUGUUUACAGAGGAAGAUGUGAAAUUCUACCUCGCAGAACUGGCUCUAGCUUUGGAUCACCUGCACAGCUUGGGAAUUGUAUACAGGGACUUGAAGCCAGAAAACAUUUUGCUUGAUGAAGCAGGACAUAUCAAGUUAACAGACUUCGGCUUAAGCAAAGAAUCGGUCGACCAAGAGAAGAAAGCUUAUUCUUUCUGCGGUACUGUAGAAUACAUGGCCCCUGAAGUUGUGAACAGGCGGGGCCACAACCAAAGUGCUGAUUGGUGGUCGUUUGGUGUUCUCAUGUUUGAAAUGCUGACUGGUACUUUACCUUUCCAAGGUAAAGACCGAAACGAAACUAUGAAUAUGAUACUCAAAGCAAAACUUGGAAUGCCACAAUUCCUUAGCCCCGAAGCUCAGAGUCUCCUGAGGAUGUUGUUUAAAAGGAAUCCUUCAAACAGGCUUGGGGCUGGUCCUGAUGGGGUAGAAGAAAUAAAGAGGCAUCCCUUCUUUUCAACCAUUGACUGGAAUAAACUUUACAGGAGGGAGAUCCAGCCUCCAUUUAAACCUGCUUCUGGAAGACCGGAAGACACGUUUUGCUUUGACCCAGAAUUCACAGCAAAAACUCCCAAAGAUUCUCCUGGAGUCCCGCCAAGCGCCAAUGCCCAUCAGCUCUUCAAAGGUUUCAGUUUUGUGGCAACGAACACCAUAGAAGACCACAAAAUCACCCCUCUCAACAACAUUUUGCCAAUAGUACAGCAACUUCAUGGGAGCAGUGCACUUUUCACAGAUGCCUAUGAACUUAAAGAAGACAUUGGCGUGGGCUCCUACUCGGUGUGUAAGCGCUGCAUCCAUACAGUUUCCAAUAUGGAGUUUGCUGUGAAGAUAAUUGACAAAAGUAAGAGAGAUCCUUCCGAAGAAAUAGAAAUCUUGAUGCGGUACGGACAGCACCCGAACAUUAUCACUUUAAAAGACGUGUACGAUGAUGGUAAAUAUAUCUACCUUGUCACAGAAUUGAUGAAGGGAGGGGAGCUCCUGGAUCGUAUUCUCAGGCAGAAGUAUUUCUCAGAACGCGAAGCGAGCGCCGUCUUGUAUACUAUCGCUAAAACUGUGGACUACCUGCACUGUCAAGGAGUUGUGCAUCGGGAUCUUAAACCAAGUAAUAUUUUGUAUAUGGAUGAUUCCAAUAAUGCUGAUUCCAUCAGGAUUUGUGAUUUCGGCUUUGCAAAGCAACUCCGCGGAGACAAUGGGCUUCUCUUAACACCAUGCUACACGGCUAAUUUUGUGGCACCGGAGGUCCUCAUGAGGCAAGGCUAUGAUGCUGCUUGUGAUAUUUGGAGCUUGGGUGUUCUUCUUUAUACAAUGCUGGCAGGGUACACACCUUUUGCCAACGGGCCCAAUGAUACCCCUGAAGAAAUCUUGUUACGGAUAGGUAGUGGAAAUUUUUCUUUAAGUGGAGGCAAUUGGGACACUGUGUCAGAUGCUGCAAAGGAUUUGCUAUCUCAUAUGCUACAUGUAGACCCACAUCAAAGAUACACCGCAGAGCAAGUUCUGAAGCAUUCAUGGAUAGCCUGUAGAGAUCAGCUGCCACAUUAUCAGUUAAAUAGGCAAGACGCGCCACAUCUAGUGAAGGGGGCCAUGGCUGCUACCUAUUCUGCACUGAACAACAAGACAUUCCAGCCUGUUUUGGAACCUGUUGCAGCUUCAAGCUUGGCUCAGCGGAGAAGCAUGAAAAAGCUCACAUCCACAGACUUAUAGGUCAGCUGGAACAUUUAGCCUACGUGGAACAGAGGAAAACAAAAACAAACCCAAGAAACAGCUCCUGUAUUUGCCUGCCCUGUGAAUUAAAAGGCAUAUACCAGUUCCUCCUACACUACUUGAAUUCAGUUGAAGAAAGGAAGAAAAAGAAAAUAAUAAUAAUAAUAAUAAUAAUAAAAAAACUUCUACCAGUUUAGAGGAUUUAUUGCUGUUCGUAGGUUGGUUUCCGUAGCAUCAGGGUAUUUCGCAAUUGUGGUGAGGAAUUUCGGUACACAUUUCAUUUCAGAGAUCGAUCGCAUUAUGUUAAUACUUUUAAAUACUGUAUAGUUUUCAUCCAGUUUAUAAAGAUAUGUAUUAGUUGACCAGAGACGCUGCUCAAGUUGUAAAUUUCAUUUCAGAAGCAAAGGUCAGUGUUUUAAUAUUUUUGCUACCUUGGCCCUAUUGUAAAGACAAAGAAAAGAAAACAUUAAACAUGAUGUGCUCUGGUUUUGUAAAUUGAUCCCCUUAACUGGCGGACUCCAUGCAUUUGAUUCAUGGGUACGACAAGCCAAGAACCGUUGAAACGGAUAUCCUAGUGCAAAAUGCAUGACGGAAGCCCUUAUCUUCUGUUGGUAUCAGGCAAUUAUGUGUAAAAAACAAUUAAAAUCAUGUACAGCUAUAAUAAUCCAUGCACCGAGAUGAUAGUGUGUAAAGCCUUCAUUAGAAGCUGUAGAUUUGGUCAACUUAGCCGUGUCUUUCUUAAGGCUUUUGAAGAGUGGUGGUUGUUAGGAUAAUAAAUAAUCUGUUGUACUUAAACAUUAUGUAUGACUUCACCAUCAUUGGACCUUUUCAAGAAGGGGUAAGUAGAUCUCUGCUUGAUAUACUUUAGAUCGGGGUGUUCAACCUUGGCAACUUUGAGGCCUGUGGACUUCAACUCCCAAAGUUCUCCAGCCAGCCUUGGGAAUUCUGGGAGUUGAAGGCCACAAGUCUUAAAGCUGCCAAGGUUGAGCAUCCCUGCCUACAUACCUAAUCAGGUGUGUAGAGCUUUAUACCCCACUUGUAGACUUCAACUCUCAGAAUUCUCAUGGCUGGCUUUAGAAUUCUGGGACUUGGAGUCCACAGAUCUUAAAGUUGCCAAGGUUGGGUGCCCCUGCUUAGAUACAGAAUAUUCUUAGAUACAGAAUAAGGUGUGUAGAGCUUAUGACCUAUAUCUAAAAGGCUACAAGUUGAUAUCAACUCCUCCAGUAUUGGCUUAGAUUUGUUUCAUCUGUGAACGUUGGUGUGUCACACAGUCUGUGCCCAUUUCAUUUAACCGUAGGAAGACUGACAUUGUAUUUGCACCGACAUUCUGGAUUGAACCCUGUCACUUGAUUGGUAUUGAUACAAGACAGAUUAAGCUACCUUGAUUGGUAUCGACAGAAGACAAACUAAGCUACCUUGCUAAUUAAGCUAGCCCACUCUUGCUGUCUUCAAUUGUUCUUUCCUUCAUGGUCUUCGGUUCUCAUUGUGCCUGAAUUUUCUCAUCCCGGGACAGCAUUUUACUCAUCCUAAAUUGUAAGAUAGUGAUGUUUUUUAAUCAAACACCAUAUUUCACAGCAAAUUUUAUUUAUUUACACAUUGAAAAGUUCUCUGAAUUCUUUGUUUUCUCUGAUAUUUGAUAAAACAGUUUGGAAGAUAAAUGUUUAUAUUAAUGUUUUUCUCUCCCCCCCCUCCCUUUCUUUUCCUUUUAAUAUCGACUUUGUAUCCUCUGGAAAAAUGCAAGCUUUGAAACCUUCCUUGGUCUUUUUUGAUCAAGCUUUAGAAUGUCUCAGUGUAGGGAAAUUUCUCAUAAAUCCAUAAAUUCAAUGGGAAGAAUAAAACCAAUGAGGAUUAGAAGGAUUACUCGGAAAAAAAUAUAUAUGAAAUUGGUCAGGCUAGCCUGUAUUGGAUCUAGAUUAGUUUCAAACUGGCGUGUUUUCUUAGCAAAUGCCUCUUAGAAGACUCAGUCUCCACCCCACCCACCCAAAGAUAGAUAUUCCGAUAUGGAUUAUUGAGAUAUUUUAUUGUAAAAUGAGAUUAAUGCAAUUGAUCAGUACCCUAACAAUACAGAACCAGCUUUUUGGAUGACCUUCCUUGAAUGACCAUUAAUGAACUAGAGAGCUCAUUUACAAGAGAUCGAGAGAGUUCUGACUAUCAUGCUGAAUAAUAUUUUAUUCUUUUGUUUGAUGACUUCAUUUGGGAAUCAAAUAAAACCGCUAAGACUAAAAUCUGAAAAUAGAAUGCAUUUGUUAAAAUUCAUUAAACAUUUUCACAGAGCUAUAGGAAACUGGAAAUGCCGGUCAUAAAUUACAUGAGGAAAAAGACUACUUUUUGCCAAAAUAAAUAUAUGGAUUUGUUUUGUUUAAACAAAUCCUUCCUUUAAGGACUGAAUAUAUAUAUUUACAUUUCUUUUUAUACCUACAGAAAACCAGACUUAUCUCAAAUCGAAUAAAUGUACUUCUACACCAAUAUUGUCUACUCUGACUGGCAAGAAAUCAACAAAUCUCAGGAACUUUUUCAACAGCCAAAUCAUGUUUUGGGUAUUUUAUGAGCGUAUUUGAGGCCUAGUGACUUUUCUGAAGGGUGGGUUGCAAUAAUUAUAAUUUCCUGGAUAGUCGGUGAUACGUUUAUAAGCUUCUGGAGACAACCGUAUCCAAGAGUCCAGUCAGUUUUCUUGCAGAUAAACACAGUAGAAAGUCCUAGAAGACUCUGGAUAUCUGGUCACUAAGAGCGGUUCUUUCUUUAACCUGCUAAGUGAAAGCAGUUUUGAAGAAAGGGAAGACAUCUGCUUGGCUAGGUGGCUCAGUAGCUAAGACGCUGAGCUUGUCGAUCAGAAAAGUCAACAGUUCCGCGGUUCAAAUCCCUAGUGUAGGUCUCCUGUAUGAGCAGGGGGGUUGGACUAGAUGACCUCCAAGGUCCCUUCCAACUCGUGUUACUGUUCCCCUCCCUCAGGAUGCCCGGAAAUGACUGCCAAUGACUUUGACGUGGAUGGAACAAACCAAAAGGGGAAAAACGUAUUAAUCGUUUCUCUUUAUAGCACUUGCUGGAGGACGUUUUCAAAAGCAGAUCUUCACAGGUAUCUUGAAGUUAUCCAAGAAAUAAAGAGACCCUCCUUAUAGAGCAGGGGUCUUCAACCUUGGCAACUUUAAGA